Messenger RNA from Vigna angularis (adzuki bean), 1540 nucleotides. Its product is annotated as UDP-glycosyltransferase 83A1. Gene Ontology annotation, molecular function: UDP-glycosyltransferase activity. The record is from RefSeq and is a predicted model, not a curated record. The transcript has 2 exons. Lineage: Eukaryota; Viridiplantae; Streptophyta; Magnoliopsida; Fabales; Fabaceae. Bases 38 to 1372 code for a protein of 444 amino acids.
CAAAAAAUCAACUUCAAACACCUUUUACUCAGCAGACAUGAGUCACCCACAUUUUCUUGUUAUACCUUAUCCAAUUCUGGGGCACAUGAAUCCACUGCUGCAGUUCUCUCAGGUUUUGGUCAACCAUGGCUGCAAAAUAACCUUUUUGAUCACUGAGUUCAACCAAACCAGAAUGAAGAAUGCAAUUGAGCACUUGGGAACUCAGAUAAAGUUUGUGGCACUCCCAGAUGGUUUGGAUCCAGAAGACGACAGAAGUGACCAGCCAAAGGUCAUUUUGUCUCUCAGAAACACCUUGCCUCCUAAGCUUCACAAUCUCCUACAAGACAUCAAUGCUUCGGAUGGUGAUGACAGCAAGAUCACUUGUCUGGUUAUUUCCAAGAACAUGGGAUGGGCCUUGGAAUUUGGACACAAAUUGGGUAUCAAAGGAGCCCUUAUGUGGCCUGCAUCAGCUACUUCAUUGGCCUCUUUUCAGUCCAUCCCAACCCUUAUUCAUGAUAGAAUUAUAGACCCUGAAACUGGACUUCCAACCAGGAAACAGGAAAUUCAGCUGUUGCCAAAUUCUCCUAUGAUGGACACGGCAAAUCUUCCAUGGUGUAGCCUUGGGAAGAACUUUUUCCUUCACAUGUUGGAAGAUACAGAAAGUUUGAAGUUUGGAGAGUGGUGGCUUUGCAACACCACUUGCGAACUUGAGCCAGGAGCACUCGGGAAGUGGCCAAGGUUCCUUCCUAUUGGGCCAUUGAUGCAGAGUGACACAACGAAAAGUUCAUUUUGGAGAGAAGACACAACUUGCCUAGAUUGGUUGGAUCAACACCCACCUCAAUCUGUUGUUUAUGUUUCCUUUGGAAGUUUAGCAAUUGUGGAAGCAAACCAAUUCAAAGAACUAGCUCUUGGCCUCGAUCUUCUUAACAAGCCUUUUCUUUGGGUUGUCCGUCCGAGUAAUGACAGUAACAAGGACAAUAAUGCAUACCCAGAUGGAUUCAUUGGAUCUAAGGGUAAAAUUAUUGGCUGGGCUCCACAAAAGAAGAUACUGAACCACCCUGCCAUAGCUUGCUUCAUUACUCACUGUGGUUGGAAUUCUAUUAUAGAAGGUUUAUGUGGUGGCGUACCUUUCUUGUGUUGGCCAUUUUUCAGUGACCAAUUUAUUAACAAGUCGUACAUUUGUGAUGUGUGGAAGGUUGGAAUGGGAUUAGACAAGGAUGAAAAUGGACUGAUAUCAAAGGGUGAGAUAAGGAAGAAGGUGGAGCAAGUUCUUGGGAAUGAAGACAUCAAAGCAAGAUCGUUGAAGCUGAUGGAAUUGACCCUCAAUAACUCGGCUGAAGGUGGUCAAUCUUCAAAGAAUCUCCAAAAGUUUAUCGAUUGGGCCAAGGAUUAAUGGUGCUUUUCGUUAUAACAGUUCCCAACUUCAGUUUCUUUUCACCUUUUCUUUCUUUGCGUUUUUAAGUUGAAUUUCUACUUUAAUUUGGUAGAGAUAUCAACGUACCUACUACGAGUAUUAAUAAAAGAUCUUUAAGAAUAAAUAAGGAAUAAUACGCCCAGGAUU